This is a messenger RNA of Microbotryum saponariae, 1093 nucleotides long. Lineage: Eukaryota; Fungi; Basidiomycota; Microbotryomycetes; Microbotryales; Microbotryaceae. The record is from the annotation of a GenBank genome assembly.
AUGGCUUGCCGACACUGGGCUUCACUCCACGUCGUUCCGCGGCCUUCCGCGACAUUCUAUGAACCCGGUUUAAACUGAGGCGCAGGCUUCUCCAUCUUUCUCCCUCCUGCUCUUCGCACCUUACCCAUCGCACCUCAUCCCAUCGCCACUCAUCCCAUCGCCACCUCGAGCUCGCGACGUCCGAAGCGGUCGUCGUGGAAGCUCUGCAACGAAUACGGGAUCAAGAAAUGCCUGCUGCAUGCAACAUAGCUACGAAUUCGAGUAAGUAACUUCAUGAACUGUGCUCUUCGGUGUGGGAUUGUUCAGGAGCUAAUGGAGAACUACCAAGCAGCAAUUCUCUUCAACACGUCCUCUCUGAAUGUCAACCCUCGAGUUGUUUCUUCACCGUCAGCAGGUGAUACGGCAUGCGUUGAUACGAAGAACAGACAUUGCGUCAGUGACACAGCGGAAGGAUUGACUUCGUACGGUUGAGAAUCCGGGUCAUUGGGACACUAAAUGUGAGUCUUCACUGCCAUUGCUACAGAUGGACAACAGCAAUAAUGCUGAUAGUUGUAACGAAUCACGCCAGAAAACAGCCUCUGGUCGGGUGAAUUGCGGCUCACCAUCCCGUGGCAGAUCCUCAACGGCUCGGUUCGGUUCUUGGCAGGUGUGUGCCAAUCUUUCAAAAGCAAAACGCAGGGCAGCAUGACUAACUGACCGGUUGGACUGUAACAUCACAGGAAAUGCGAAGCAAUGCUUUCCCGUUAUUCCACGGCUCGGUUCGGUGGAGUGACCGUCGUGUUGGCAGGUGUGUGCCAAUCUUUCAAAAGCAAAGCGCAGGGCGGUGUGACUAACUGAUUGAUUGGACUGUAACAUCACAGGGGUUCCGAAGCGAUGCCUUCCCGUUAUUCCACGUCAUCGCCUGCACAAAUCGUCGACGCUUGCAUCAUGAAUGGCGACUUCUGGGGGGAUCUCUCUGUAAGUAGUAGUCCUUGCCUGACUUUUAGACCUAUACUAACAACAGCCCACGGUGCGAGCGCAGACAGACAUGCGUCUUCUGGCCGCUGCAGACCGCAUGACCGAAACGGAACGGGCAAAGGCAAUACGUCGAUAG